UCCGGUCUUUGUGACUCAUUGUGUCUGUGGCGAGGCGUUGGGAGGGCCUAGGUUGGUGCGCGGUGCCCUUCGGCCGGGUUGAGCCCGGGAGUCAGCCGUGCUUGGUGGCUCGCUGUCCCCAGGCCGCUCCGGAGACUCACGGAGUAGUGCAGAGACCAAUAGAGAACAGUGGCUUGGACAGAGACCCCAGCCUGACCCUGUUGGAGCCUACUACUUCCUGAGCCUGAACGAUGACUGCUGAGUCAAGGGAAGCCACUGGUCUGUCGCCACAGGCCGCACAGGAGAAGGACGGUAUUGUCAUCGUGAAGGUGGAAGAGGAAGAUGAGGAAGACCACAUGUGGGGGCAGGACUCCAGUGUGCAGGAGACACCACCACCCGACCCAGAGGUAUUCCGCCAGCGGUUCAGGCGCUUCUGUUACCAGAACACUUUCGGGCCUCGAGAAGCUCUGAAUCGACUAAAGGAACUUUGUCAUCAGUGGCUUCGACCUGAAAUCAACAGCAAGGAACAGAUCCUGGAGCUGUUGGUGCUGGAGCAGUUCCUGUCCAUCCUUCCCAAAGAGCUGCAAGUCUGGCUGCAGGAGUACCGGCCCGACAGCGGAGAGGAGGCUGUGACUCUUCUAGAAGACUUGGAACUUGAUCUGUCAGGACAGCAGGUCCCGGGUCAAGUUCAUGGGCCGGAGAUGCUUGCCAGGGGGAUGGUGCCUUUGGAUCCAGUUCAGGAGUCCUCAAGCUUUGACCAUCACGAAGCUACCCACUCUCACUUCAAGCAUGCAUCUCGGAAGCCUCGCCCCUUGCCAUCCCGAGCUCUCCCUGUCACCCAUGUUCCUGCCCCUCAUCAUGAGGGGAAUCCCAGAGACCAGGCGAUGGCAUCUGCACUAUUGACCGCAGAUUCCCAGGCAAUGGUGAAGAUCGAGGACAUGGCCGUGUCCCUCAUCCUGGAGGAAUGGGGAUGUCAGAACCUGGCUCGGAGGAAUCUCAAUAGGGACAGCAGGCAGGAGAAUUUGGGGAAUGUGUUUUCCCAGGGUUCUGAGAACAGGAAUGGGAAAGAGUCAACCUCAAAGACUGACGUCAAAGAAGAUUCCACCUCACAUGGGGAAACAGCAGGAAGAGUCCAGAAAGAAUUUGGAGAGAAACGUGAACAGCAGGGCAGAGUAGUCGAAAGGACUACUCUUUUUCUGCAGAGGAACCAUGAAGAAAAAACUGACAAAGAGAAGAAAGAGCCUGGGCCUCCCACAACCAAGGAAAAAAAGCCCACUGCAGGAGAGAGGGGCCCAAGGGAGAAGGGUAAAGGCCUGGGAAGAAGCUUCAGCCUGAGCGCAAACUUUAAUAACACCUCCGAAGAGCUUCCAUCGGGAGCAAAGACUCACCGGUGUGAUGAGUGUGGGAAAUGCUUCACAAGAAGCUCCAGCCUUAUCCGCCAUAAAAUCAUCCACACUGGAGAGAAGCCCUAUGAAUGUAACGAGUGUGGGAAAGCCUUCAGUCUCAAUUCAAACCUUGUCCUGCACCAGCGAAUCCAUACAGGAGAGAAACCUCAUGAAUGUAAUGAGUGUGGGAAAGCUUUCAGCCAUAGCUCAAAUCUCAUCCUGCACCAGCGCAUCCACUCUGGAGAGAAACCCUACGAAUGUAACGAGUGUGGCAAAGCCUUUAGCCAGAGCUCAGACCUCACAAAGCACCAGAGAAUCCACACAGGGGAGAAGCCCUAUGAAUGUAGUGAAUGUGGAAAAGCUUUCAACCGAAACUCAUACCUUAUUUUGCACCGUAGAAUUCACACUCGAGAAAAGCCCUACAAGUGCACUAAGUGUGGCAAGGCCUUCACCCGGAGCUCAACCCUCACACUGCACCAUAGAAUCCAUGCCAGAGAGAGAGCCUCAGAAUACAGUCCAGCCUCUCUGGAUGCCUUUGGAGCAUUCCUGAAAAGUUGUGUGUAAAGCAAUAGUAUGUCAUCAAACCAUUUCCCCCCUUUUGUUUCUAAACUUAUAUCAGACUUGUGUGCCCAUCAAGGGAAAAAUAAUAACACCAUCAAAUUGUUUGAGAAGUCACAUGUAAGGAUCCUUAAGAGUUACAUCAAUAGUGCUCUGCCUUCGGGUGGUCUGUAGGCAUGGAAUUCUUACAGUCCUUGCAAGGGAGAGUUGGUCAUACGGAUAUUCUUCAGGAUAUUUCCACUCAAGAUAAAAGCACACACAGUGAAAUGCCAGGAUUUCUGGUAGUGGAUGUACGAAUCAAGACUGGUUCUGUGAAUAUUAAGCUGAAGUUAGAAGCCACUUAUUGCCAACAAGCCCUACGUGGACAACCUGUAUUCUCAAUGAAGAGAGACAGUUAAUACAAAAACUACAUUGGGACAUGCUGCUCGAGCAAGUUAUAUAUCCAGAAAGUAGUAUAUCUGAUCACGGGUAGCCUGCCAAAGCUAUAGAAAUCUAAGACUGUGCUGAUCAGAAUCAAACCAAAGAUUUCUAUCUCUCUGAAAGAGAGGGUAUGUGCACCAGUUUGUAGGUCUAAGGACUGUAACAGAUGUGGGUGGUUAUGCCAUUAUCAGCGAGGUCAGUCCUACUGAAGAAAUAGCAACAAUUCAAGAUGCUUUUAUCCCUCUUCAACGUCCCUAAAGCACUCUAGCACUCCUAAAUGCACUCUCCACAAGUUGGCACUUGAUUAUAUACCGUCUUUUAAUCUUUCAUCGUUCAGUGUAUGGAAGCUUUUGUCUACCCCCAGCCCCCCAAAAGAAGAUGCUUCAGCUGUCAAGAAAUCCAGUUAUGUUCCUAACAGCACAGCAUUGGAAGUAGUACUAAACACACACACACACACAAGGCACUCCCUAUGACAGACUUCCCACAGGACUAUCAUAUUUGUGAUAGAGCCUGUGAAUCUGGAGUACCUGAAAGUCGGUACCUUCCGAGCUAUAGGCCAUGCCCUAACUUAUUCUAGGGUCAUUGUUAUUUUUGUCCUAAAUAUAAGCAAAAACUUGUUUAGCUGCCUGCAGAGAGACUCUGUAAACAUGGAUCAGCAAGUAAAUACCACAGAAUAUCAAAAAGAGACUUUUUGUCAUCCACUUACAGAAGAAAAAUAUGAACACUAACUAUAACAUUUUUGUUUGUUUGUUUGACAUCAUUCCAUGCAAAGCUCUUAUUUUUGGCCAGAGUUCUUUUCGGUCAGUUGCUUGAAUGGUUGUCUUUUGAGCAUUUGCUGAGUUACCUAAAACUUAGCUAAUCUCUUCAAAAGCUGUAAUGUGUUUUUGUUGUUAUUGUUCUUUUAUUGAUUUUUGUUUUUAAUUCGCAGAAAAGGGGAGUUAAAGGGAGCAUUUUUUUCCACAUUUGACCAGAAACUUGCAGAAGCAUCUGUCGUCAUUAGUUGGCAGUAGCUGAAGGUGUGCUCUUGCUCUGAGAAGUUCACCACCACACUGUGGUAUGGUUGGUCGUGCCAUUGUGUUUAAUAGCACACAGUGUUGUCUUUCUCUCUCAUCAAAGACUAAAGUGAGGUUAGGGGACUUUAGCCUUUUCUGAUAUCUCUGCAGGUGGCUUCCCAGAAGCUCUUGAUGGAGACUUAAUACAACAGGAGACCCAAGUCUGGACUAUGUAGGUAUUGGAGGCUUGAACAUGACAGUGUGGAGAACCCUGAAGAACCCUAGAAUCAUAAGCUAAAGACAGACUUGAAGAUCCUUAACGUGAACACCCCACAUAUGGUUUGAGAUUCCCCUCAAGAAACAGCUAACAUCAUCUAGCACCUGUCAUUCUCUGACUAGCAACGAAAGUUCAUCAGGCUGGUGCCUAUGUGGUCUAAGCUCUAGGUCAAACUAGAAUCCUACAAGGGAUCAUUCUCUGGUCCCUCUUUGACUUUAAUUCUUAGACCAAUCACACAUGAGUGAUGGUGUCUAAACUGUUUCCUCCAUGCUGCCUAUGAGUGUUUCUGUCCACCCAAUUGAAAAGCAGCAAAGCUGCUCUGAAGGUUAGUUACACUGGCUCACUCUGGAGUGAGGUGGAGGUGGAGAUGUUUUAAGGCUCCGCCUAAAGGCAUGAGGCAUGGUGAUGGUGGGCUUGUAUGCAAACUCUGGUUUGCUAAAAAGCAGCUGAAAGAAGGCUCAGGACUCCCGGAGCCCAUCCACACACUGACUUUGAUCCCAAGAAAAGACUUCAGUCAUUUCCCUAUUGGCUGCUUCUAUACAGACAUAUACAACUACAUGCUGACAUACAAGGCCAUCACUCUUAAGGCUUUGUUUUUAAAUGAAAUUAAGACAGACCUGUGCCCCCCAUCCCUCGGUUGAUUACCAUUUUAUUGGGACAUCUUACUAUUAGAUAGUCCCUGGAGUGGCUUCAGAUCUUCCCCAGAUGCACUCUUGGAGGCAGCCAUUUGAAGAUGUGUUUUACUUAGCAGGCUAGAGAUGGCUAUCAAAACGUCUUCAGUGCUCUGCACAUACGUAUCACUGUGGCAUGGUCCAAAAGGCUGACAUCUAGUGCUCAGGAUGAUUGUUACCAGUUUAAGUGCUUACUAGUUAACUAUUAGCAUGCUAGUUGACCUGAUGGAACUGUUUGAAAACUUUAAGUGAAAUUUAACCUUAUGACAAAAGUCAAAUUCUUCAAGUUGUAGACUUUCUACUUGAGCCUGGUAGGCAAGGCUAAGCAUAGAUGUGUGAGACAACUUGAUAUGUAAAGCACUUGAUAUUAAAGGCAUAAACGUGAGACUGCUAAAUGUGUGUAGAGAAACUGACAUGUUUAAUAUGUGGGACAGUCCACACCCUACAUACAUCAGAAAAUUGAUUCCAGAGCAGGACAAAGCUUACACUGUAAAUAAACUCUUAAUGUCUGUGAGGCCAA
Molecule: messenger RNA, 4802 nt
Organism: Cricetulus griseus (Chinese hamster)
Lineage: Eukaryota; Metazoa; Chordata; Mammalia; Rodentia; Cricetidae
Source: RefSeq, a predicted model, not a curated record